This is a messenger RNA of Tachyglossus aculeatus (Australian echidna), 3290 nucleotides long. It is a transcript of the gene HABP2, whose product is annotated as hyaluronan binding protein 2. Gene Ontology annotation, biological process: proteolysis; blood coagulation. The coding region runs from base 1084 to 2796 and encodes 570 amino acids. NCBI's taxonomy places the organism in Eukaryota, Metazoa, Chordata, Mammalia, Monotremata, Tachyglossidae. The record is from RefSeq and is a predicted model, not a curated record. The transcript is spliced from 21 exons. Gene Ontology annotation, molecular function: calcium ion binding; serine-type endopeptidase activity.
AGAGCAACCCUGGAGCCAGUAAGGAGGAAGGUGGUUUUCAGGCCAUCCAAGAUCCAGGAGGCAACUCCAGCCCUAACCCUUUCUAAUGACAAUUUCCAGUAACCCCACUCUGGAAGUAAGAGUUUGCCAGAUGAUUUUAUAUUUAUAUACUAAAAACAUUUUGACAAAGCCAGUGAUUCAGAGUCUUUUUCAACCAACCAAUCCUCUCCAGGUGAUCAAUGCUUUUCCCUUUAUGCUGGAAGGAAAUGAAGAGUUCUGAGGAGCCAGAAGGACUCUUUGCUGUCAGCCUGGGGUGAAAUCCUAUGUCGGCUACAAUACCACAUUUCCAGUGGGAUCAGCCCGGGCCUGAGUCUACAUGUAAUUCACCUUCCAAGGGUUUUGAUAAGAAGAAACUGCCCUGAAGCUGAUUGAGAGAGAAGACCAAGAACUGUAGAAAUGUGUAUUUGCACCUCCAUCUUCAGCAUAUUUCCAAGAAUCUUCCUGGUCUUCUCAAGUGCUGAAGGGAGAAAUGGGAGACCUCUGAGAUGAUGGCAGUCUGCAGUAAAGACACUGAUCAAUCAUCAGCCUCAAAUAGCUAUCAUGCUCCCAAGAUAUGCUGCAACGCUGAAUACGUGCUGUGCAGGGAAGAGGAGGAAGAAGUCAACCUUCAGAAGUCAGGGCUGACACUGUUGCUGAAAUGCUGCAUAAGAAUUGGGGAUUUUUGUGAGCAUGACGACAAUGACUAUGUUGAAGAAGACUGGACUUACUACACAGUCGUGGUUUACUCCAAUGGAAAGGACCAGACAAGCCCUCCUGAAUACUUGUCCAACUCACCAGAUCACCAUCACCAUCACCACAUCACGGACCACCGUCAUCACCACUGUCAUAAGCAGCAGAAUUAAGUUGGUGAUCUUGCUCAAGGUUCAUCCUUGAAAUAUUAAAAUCUGUUAACAACAAGAUCGUGCCAAAAGGCAAAGAAAAAGCUUCAGUCCCAGAGAUGAUCAGCCCCUCUGAGCAUCAGAAACUGGAUGUGACUAUAUCCUUGUACCUUUCCCCAGGACAUAGCCCAGUGCCCUACACAAGGACAGGCAACAAAAGAAAUUCAUGUAUAGCCAAAAACGUUCAUUGGCAAAGAUGAUUAGCAAGAUUUCUUCACUGCUUGUCCUUCCUCUAAUGGUUUUGGUGGGGGACAUAUCCUUUGUUGUUUCACUAACUGAUCCAGAUCGUGAUUGGAUUAUUGACGACUACCAGUACAGUGAUGAAUAUUAUGAUCUGGAAGCAACUACUGCAGUUGUCACUGAAGACUCAGAUUAUUUCAACUGGGCAUUUGAGUACUCCAUGGAAGAGGAUCCAUGUUCAUCCAAUCCCUGUCAGAACGGAGGGGAUUGUGUUGUGAGCGGUCUUUCCUUUAAGUGUAGCUGUCCAGCACCUUUCACUGGAACCAGGUGUCAGAGAGUGAAAAACAAGUGCAUAAAGAAUGUGUGCGGUAGAGGGGAAUGCCUUAUCACGAGAACUGAGCCCUUUUAUCAGUGUGCUUGUAAGCACCCCUACACUGGUCCGGCCUGCAUCAAAGCAAUUCCAGCCUGUAGACCAAAUCCUUGCCAAAAUGGAGGUGUCUGCUCCCGGCACAGAAGGAGGUCCAAGUUUACCUGUGAUUGCCCACUUGGAUUUUCAGGGAAAAUCUGUGAAAUAGGUCCCCAAGACUGUUAUGUAGGAGAUGGCCACAAAUACAGAGGGAAUGUGAGUAAGACUGUCAACCAGCACGUCUGUCUUCACUGGAACUCUCACCUCCUCUUGCAGGAGAAUUACAAUAUGUUUAUGGAAGACGCAGAAGAAUAUGGCAUUGGGGAACAUAAUUUCUGCAGGAAUCCAGAUGGUGACUCACAACCCUGGUGCUUCAUUAAGGCAAACAGUAACAGAGUGAAAUGGGAGUACUGUGAAGUCACCCAAUGCUCAUCCUCAGAAGCCCUAGUGCCCAAAGAGACCCUCAUCUUGUCUCAACCCCUAGUGGAUGUGUUCAGCACAUGUGGCAAGCCAGAGACCAGCCAAAUAGUCAAAAGAAUAUAUGGAGGAUUCAAGACUACGCCUGGCAAGCACCCUUGGCAAGCAUCUCUCCAGAGCACACUUCCUCUGACUGUCUCCAUGCCUAAAGGGCAUUUCUGUGGUGGCACCUUGAUCCAGUCCUGCUGGGUUCUGACCGCUGGACACUGUACUGAGAUCAGACCCAAAAACCUACAGGUUGUGCUAGGGGACCAGGACCUGCUCAAGAAAGAAUUCCAUGAACAAAGGUUUGAUGUGGAGAAGAUAAUUAAAUACCAAAAUUAUCAUGAAAAAAAUGGCAUACCCUAUAAUGAUAUAGCUCUGGUGAAACUAAAGCCAGUAGAUGGUCACUGUGCUCAGGAAACUAAUUAUGUGAAGAUUGCAUGUUUGCCUGACUCUCCAUUUCCUGUUGGAACUGAAUGUCACAUCUCUGGUUGGGGAGAAACAGAAACAGGAGAAGGCUCUCGCCAGCUACUGGAUGCUAAAGUCAAAUUGGUCUCCCAUUCCCAGUGUAACUCUCAGCGGUCCUAUGAUAGUUUGGUUGAUGACAGCAUGCUCUGUGCAGGCAAUGUAAAGAAGCCAAAAGCUGACACAUGCCAGGGAGAUUCUGGAGGUCCUUUAACCUGUGAAAAAAAUGGGACCUUCUUCGUUUCUGGAAUUGUGAGCUGGGGGGAUGAAUGUGGAAAGAAAUACAAGCCCGGAGUCUAUACUGAAGUGACCAAAUACCUCAACUGGAUCAAAGCCACCAUUCAAGGAAAUUCUGGCCCAUGGUUGUGAGAUGGUUUCAAGUUGUGAAAAGUACCCUGACAAAUGAGCUCCUUUAAUCCCCUGUUCCUCAUCAACUUUAUUGGUAGGGAUUCAGAUCUCCCAAGAAAUGGCCCCCACCAGCAAGACUGAUGGAGGGCUAGAACAGAGAUAGCUGCUCCCUGUUAAAUGUGUCCCACUGCACCAUGAACUCCCUUCUUCCUCAUUCAGCAGCUUCAAAACUUCCUUCAGUGAUCUUCCCUAGAGCCUCCAUUUUAUAUAGGAAUCAAGUGGAAGACCAGGAAUACAUUUGGCAAGUUUGCCAGCUGACACAAAUGAUGUUAUAUUCUUCAUCAAGAAGUUAUACCCAAAUUUCGCCAUGGGACUCAAUAGAACAACAAUUAUUUGGAUUGUCUUUGAAAGGUUUAAUUACACACCAGGUAUGUGCUGGGCACUAUACAGUUCACAGAUAAGAAACCUAGAUAUUAAAAUACUGAAUCAAAAAUAAAAACAUCUGUAGUCAUUUA